UGUGUGUGUUUCUUCUUCAGCUAAAUUCUUCUCCUUUCCUUUUUCGGCCAUGGGCGGCCAUCAUGGGAUGGGCGGCCCGGGGCAUUACACGGAAUAAUCACAGGAAUAAGCUCGAUUAAAAUUGCCACCCACUUGGAAUGGGAGUUGAUCAGCCGGUGAGUCGAAUUGAAAACAAGUUUUGGGAGACAUUUCUGGGUGAUUUUGUUACCCACUCUUGGGUUUGUGGCAGUUUCAGUUGACUCCAUUAUUACCACUCAAUUUGAUUAGGUUCUUCUCAGGUUUAAAAAAAUGAAAUGACUCAAGGAAAAUCGUCGUCUAAUAGAGUCACAGGUAUUGGUACUUUUACGGGUACUAAGCCAGUGGGAGCGAUGCCUACUAAAGCCACCGAAGAGGACGGACUCAAGCGCAAGGAAUUGGAACUCAAGCGGUUGAAGGAAAAAGAAGAGGAGGCUGCUCGCAAGCGUGAAAAGUAUUUGAAAGCCAAGGCCGAGGAACAAAAACAGGAACACGAGACUCGAGCGAAACGUGCCUUGGCGCAGCGCACCCUAAUCACUAAACAACACACAGAGGAACAGAAACAAAAACUGGAGAACAAAGAAGAAAAGAGUGCCCGCUUGAAGCAGAAAAUACAAGCUGAGAACCAGGAGAAGGCAGAAAAGUAAGGCGUUGGUGAUUGAGUGACAAAGUUAAAUUAAAUUAAUCCAAUUCUCUUUGUACAGCGUCCGGAUAGCUCUUCUGCAAAGACAACAAGAUGCCGAACAGCGCCGCAAGGCCGAAGAACUAAAAAAGCAACAGGAAUGGGAGGAAGAACAACUUCGUUUGCAAGCCGUUAAGAAGGAACAGGAGGAACAAGAAAAGCAAGUUAAGUUGAGGUUUGAAAUUCAAAUGUGUUUUUGCUCUAACGUUUCAAGUAUUUUAUGCCAAACGUGUUUGAAUUCUCAGGCAAGCUGAGGUUGAAAAAGCCAAGACCAAGAAGGGCAAACUUUUCAAUCCCGAUAACUAUGAUAUCGGUGAUGUGCGCUCAGAUUUCUCUUCCGAG
Daphnia pulex (common water flea) is the source of this 1039-nucleotide messenger RNA. Its product is annotated as vicilin-like seed storage protein At2g18540. Gene Ontology annotation, biological process: mitotic cytokinesis; positive regulation of protein serine/threonine kinase activity; metaphase chromosome alignment. Lineage: Eukaryota; Metazoa; Arthropoda; Branchiopoda; Diplostraca; Daphniidae. The record is from RefSeq and is a predicted model, not a curated record. Gene Ontology annotation, cellular component: meiotic spindle midzone; kinetochore; nucleus. The transcript has 3 exons. Gene Ontology annotation, molecular function: protein serine/threonine kinase activator activity. Bases 294 to 662 code for a protein of 122 amino acids.